AUUUAUAAACCUUUUCCGGCAAGUUAAUACCGGAAUAACCCGUAACAAAAAUAUAUGUACAAAAAAAGUCCAUGAAGGUAAUCCGGUUCCGGUGGUUCCAUUCAACGACGUAGACAUGAAUCGUGUACCGCCUCCGUCGUUUCCACCGCCGGAAAACGUGUUCUCGUCAAUAGCAGAGGAAUCGGAGUCCCCGGCGCAGAAGAAACUUAAGAUCGACGAAGAAGAUGGGGAUUCCGUUGUUAGCGAUACUUCCAGUGAAGAUAGCAUGGUUUUCAGCGAUGAAGUGAAUGAUACCUCCAGUCCCAUAAGACCGACUUAUAGCCAGUAUGAUUCAGACGAAGACUUUUGCCCAUACUACCCCCAGAAAAUGGAUAAAGCUGUUUGGGAGAAGUAUUACCAACAGGUUAAGGAGAGCGAGGGAUUUGACAUCACAGAUUAUCCCGGACAAUGUGCGAUGACAACUGUCUACCCAAUGCCAUUCUACUUGAACGACCCUAAGAAUGUUGACAUGAUGACGGAUUAUGCUGGAAAAGCACUUAGGCUAUACAAUGAUGAAAAGGGCACCAAUUACGAGGUCAAUGACAUUUUGACGGUGAAUGGAGGUGGUUGUUGUGACUUCAUCUUCUAUAUUACCUUUUCCGUUAAAACAAGUGAUGAUAAGGAUGACAUUUUUCAAGCAAAAGUUGUGAAAGAUUUAAGAUACCGCUUGCAGUUUCCGUUGGUCAGGCCAAAGCCGAAGAAAGCUUCAAAUAUGCAGUGAUUGAAGAAUGUGCUCCGAAGUCUCCUUUUGGUAUAUUCAGCUUUGAACAUCGUCAACAAUUUUCUUGUCGCUAUCACUAGGCAAGAUUACUUACGGCUUUAUUUUAUUUAAACGCUCCUGUGCAGGACACAUUAAUGUAUAAUUAACUUUUAACUGUGCAUACUUCAAUGAAGAGAAAAACACUUAG
Messenger RNA from Solanum stenotomum, 947 nucleotides. Its product is annotated as UPF0725 protein At4g29550-like. The transcript has 4 exons. Lineage: Eukaryota; Viridiplantae; Streptophyta; Magnoliopsida; Solanales; Solanaceae. The record is from RefSeq and is a predicted model, not a curated record. The coding region runs from base 116 to 760 and encodes 214 amino acids.